CCGUGCCUGAUUACGCCUACCGGAACCGACGCGAAGCCUCUGAAUCAUCAUCGGCAGCAACUUCCUCUUGGCUCACGACGCCCUAGUCCGCUGCGCUAGUACCCACCAAGUACUAGUACGCAGUCCAGCCUUCCGACUGCUCGAACCGGCGCGAGCGUUAUAUUGGCGUAACCUUCCGUGUACAUAUCUCUGUCCUCGGACGAAACUUCGCUUCGAUUCCGCCGUCUUCGCAGGCGCCUCAUGCUGUCCGUGAUGUCGAGGCUUCGCGAAGUCGACGAUGCCAUGGCGAUCUUGAUGUUAUUAACGCUGAAGUCCAUGGUAGUCAUUGAUGCCUCAUUGCUCUACUGCUAGUGACGAGUGUAUGACGGAGCUGGCAAGAAGCCUCUCAGAAUGGAUGCAAUAUGGAUUGUCAGAGGUCGUGAAAUGUUCGGCGGCCAAGUGACUGUGGCAUUUGAGUGGACGUCAAGAUGAUCCGAGCCGGGAGCAUGCAGAAGCGGUCGUUCUACUCGGUCGUGCACAAGUACCUCGAGGCCAACAAGCGCUACGGCUGGAAGGAGUGCUUGUGGAAGCUGUACAACCCCGGUGACAUCAAGUUUGGCAAGGAGGUUGGCGAAGACCAGUUUGGCAACAAGUACUACGAGGACACGACCGAGCUCCAUGGCCAGCAGCGCUGGACCGAGUACAAGGUCAAGACGCACGACGAGUUUGGCGGCGACCAGAUCCCGCCCGAGUGGCACAUCUGGAUGCACUCGCUCUCGGACGCCAAGCCCGGCGAGGCCGGCCAGAACCCGGAGAACUGGUCCAACGUGCCCAUCUCGACCGUCUCAAACGCGCCGUACACGAGCCACGUCGGCCCCACGACGCCGUUCACGGACAACCAGACGACGUACCGCAGCCGCGGCUACGGCAUCGACAACUACAAGUGGCUCAAGGCCAACGAGCCGGAGCGUUACUACAUGCAGCCCAACCACCCGCUUCGGUCGCGCAAGCGCCCCGCGACUAUCUACGACGAAAUCGACUACAACAACCCGGACGCGGCGCCCGAGCACUCGUCCGAGCCGUUGAUGAAGUUGGACAAGAACUAAGCGCGCGGCCCAACGGCGAAUCCUCCGUCGCCUAAUCCAGUCGAAUCGUUGUCUACCU
This is a messenger RNA of Saprolegnia diclina VS20, 1143 nucleotides long. RefSeq lists its product as hypothetical. NCBI's taxonomy places the organism in Eukaryota, Oomycota, Saprolegniomycetes, Saprolegniales, Saprolegniaceae. Gene Ontology annotation, cellular component: membrane. The transcript has 2 exons. Bases 468 to 1085 code for a protein of 205 amino acids. Gene Ontology annotation, biological process: mitochondrial respiratory chain complex I assembly; response to oxidative stress. The record is from RefSeq and is a predicted model, not a curated record.